Diospyros lotus (date-plum) is the source of this 2124-nucleotide messenger RNA. RefSeq names its product GTP cyclohydrolase 1-like. Lineage: Eukaryota; Viridiplantae; Streptophyta; Magnoliopsida; Ericales; Ebenaceae. Gene Ontology annotation, biological process: tetrahydrobiopterin biosynthetic process; tetrahydrofolate biosynthetic process. The record is from RefSeq and is a predicted model, not a curated record. Gene Ontology annotation, molecular function: zinc ion binding; GTP binding; GTP cyclohydrolase I activity. Bases 377 to 1759 code for a protein of 460 amino acids. Gene Ontology annotation, cellular component: cytoplasm. The transcript has 2 exons.
UAAAGUGUACAAAAUGGGUGUACCAAUAGCAUUUUCCAUGUUAAAAUACUGAAAAACAAAAUGCCCCGAGAAGCUAAAGAAGCCAUCAUCCCACGCAAUCCAGAAUCCGAGAUCUGAUUCCAAGCACCAACCCCCUAUGUAUGCUUAAUGCUUCCUUCUCUACGUUCAUCACUGCUGGCCUUCCUCUCCUUUCUCAAUCUUUCAACCAUUGAUUAACCCCAACUUUGUCUUCAACUCUCCGCAUCAAAUCCCAAGGCUUUUGGCCGAUUCUGUUUCUGGGUUCUUUUGUUUCCCAUCGCGAGUUGCCAUUUGAUCCAACAGGGUUUUGUUGCCGUGGAUCUUGUUGUUGUCCCGUUGUUUGGUAUUUGGUCCGUCAAUGGGCGUUCUGGACGAGGGGCACAUCAACGUGGAGCUUGAAGAUGGAUUCAGCCUUGGGGUCUUCGAGGAAGAUCCGGAUACCAUAGCCAUAGAGGCCGCUGUGAAGGUCCUGUUGGAAGGUUUGGGUGAAGAUAUCAAUCGAGAAGGUCUACGAAAGACCCCAUUUCGUGUUGCCAAGGCCCUUCGAGAAGGAACUAGAGGCUACAGCCAGAAGGUGAAGGAUAUUGUUCAAGGUGCUGUAUUCCCUGAAGCUGGAUGUGAAAGUGGAAUUGGUCAUGCUGGAGGAGCGGGUGGGCUUGUCAUUGUUCGAGAUCUUGAUCUCUUCUCUUACUGCGAAUCCUGCUUGCUGCCUUUUCAGGUCAAGUGUCAUGUUGGCUAUGUGCCAUCCGGGCAGCGAGUUGUAGGCCUAAGCAAGAUGUCUCGGGUUGCUGACAUAUUUGCAAAACGGCUACAAGAUCCACAACGUCUGGCAGAUGAAGUGUGUUCAGCUCUGCAACAAGGGAUCAAACCAUCAGGGGUAGCUGUCAUUCUGCAAUGCUCACACAUGAACUUCCCAAACUUUGAAUCAGCCUUUCUUGAACAAAACCACCAGGGAUGGGUGAAAUCGUGGGUUUUGUCAGGUUCAGGAGUCUUUGAAAAUGAAAGGGCGGACAUUUGGGUCGAUUUUCUGAGUCUCCUAAAGUUCAGGGGCAUAAACGUCGAGACCUGUUCCAGAGACUUUACUGCCAAACAUUGGUGCCCUUCUCAAGCCACUUCUAAACUUGGGGCUGCCAGUUCAGGAAUGGUUGCUGCAGUAGCUUCGAUUCUUCGUUGUUUGGACGAGGACCCAUCAAGGAAGGAGCUCGUAGAAACACCCAGUCAUUUCGUGAAGUGGCUGAUGAAUUUCAAGAACUGUGAUUUGGAGAUGAAGCUGAAUGGGUUUGUUCUUGGCCAAGCACAGGCUCUUAAACCGGUUGGGGAUGUCAUUUGCGACGAUGAACGCAUUCAUUCUGAGCUGAACUUGUCAUUCUGGUCCCAGUGUGAACAUCAUCUACUUCCUUUCCAUGGUGUUGUGCAUAUAGGAUACAUUUGUACUGAAGGAGUCAAUCCAAUUGGGAAGUCUCGUCUACAGUCAAUAGUUCAUUUCCAUGGUUUUAAGCUCCAAGUACAAGAAAGGCUAACCAGACAAAUAGCAGAGACAGCUUCAUCACUGCUAGGCAGAGAUGUAAUGGUGGUGGUGGAAGCUAACCACACUUGUAUGAUCUCUAGAGGAAUUGAGAAGUUUGGAAGCAACACUGCUACAGUUGCCAUCUUGGGUCGCUUUUCAACCGACCCUGCUACAAGGGCGAAAUUUUUGCAGGGUAUUGCAAAUUUUGCUUCUGCUGGUGCCUGGUGGAUGUAAGCUAAUCUAAGGACCUUAGGUGCACUACUAUUUUUCUGGCAAAAUUGGCCACCUUUCUCCAUGCUUGCUUUAGCUCUUCAGCUGUCUUUUGUGGCUGGCUAUGGCAAAACUUAGCUACAAGCAUAUCUCACAUGUGCUAGUCUUAGCUUUUAGAGCAUUUUUCUAGACCCUGAAAGAAGAGUGAUAGCUGGGGAAUAUCAUUUUAUCUCUUAUUCAAUUCAUCAUCUAGUUAACAGCUGUUUGUAGCUUAGGGCAUUGAAUUUUUUCACAUGUGGUUUACUGCCAAAGAUAUGUUUCACUGUACCAGUUCUAUAAUAAUAAUAAUAAUAAUAAUAAUAAAAGAGAUUGUUAAAAUGAAUGAAUGA